Mercenaria mercenaria is the source of this 1218-nucleotide messenger RNA. Its product is annotated as cytochrome P450 2U1-like. NCBI's taxonomy places the organism in Eukaryota, Metazoa, Mollusca, Bivalvia, Venerida, Veneridae. Gene Ontology annotation, cellular component: intracellular membrane-bounded organelle; cytoplasm. The transcript has a single exon. Gene Ontology annotation, molecular function: iron ion binding; oxidoreductase activity, acting on paired donors, with incorporation or reduction of molecular oxygen, reduced flavin or flavoprotein as one donor, and incorporation of one atom of oxygen; heme binding. Gene Ontology annotation, biological process: xenobiotic metabolic process. Bases 1 to 1218 code for a protein of 405 amino acids. The record is from RefSeq and is a predicted model, not a curated record.
AUGAUUCAUGAAGCUUUGGUCAAGCGUGGAACAGUUUUCUCUAAACGUCCGAAAAAUCAACAGCGAGGGCCCGACCACGUUGCAAUUGUAUUUGGAAAUGGUGCAUCCUGGAAGGAACUUAGAAAAUUUAUCUCGCAUACCUUUCAUCAUCUUUGUUUUAGAAAAACUGGAUAUACCUUGGAGGCAAGAAUAACUGAAGAACUGACCUAUUUUACUAAGAAACUUAUGACUUUUAACAACAAAAACGUAAACAUAUCGCAUAUUGUUACUUUAAGUUUGACAAAUGUAAUCUACAGCAUUUUACACGGACGACGCGCAGGAUACGAUGAUGCUAAAUUAAAAUUGUAUCUUGAAAAACAAACUGAAGGAUUUAAGGUCCAUGUCAGAACACAAGUAUUGAAUGCUUGCUUCCCGUUUCUUCACUACCUGCCAGGAGACUUACUCAAUGAAAAAGUUAGAGAUACAGCUAUAAAACGAAUUGUGAAAUACUUUGACGACAUAUGUCGCUAUCACUAUGAAAACUAUAAACUGGGUGACGAUAAUUGUUUUCUUGACCUUUGGAUUGCAGCGAAGGAAAAUAAUGAUUUAUUCCGAAAAGUAAAUCUGUGGGCUGUUUUGAACGAUCUAAUGGCUGCUGGAAGUGAAACAACAGCAACAACAAUGAAGUGGGUCAUAAUAGCUCUUGCGAAAAAUCCUUAUAUCCAGAAAAAGUUGCAGAGAAAAGUAGACGAAGUUAUUGACAAAGGCAAGUCGCCCUCUAUAUCAGACAAAAUGAAUCUACCUUACGUUGAGGCGACAAUCUUAGAAGCUCUUCGAUUUGGUAGCGCUGUACCACUUUCAGUACCACACGCCGUGCUACAUGAUACCAUUUUCAAAGGUUACAAAAUACCCAAAGAAGCUACAAUUUUACCAAACAUUUUCUCUGUACACUUUGAUCCCGAUAUUUUUCCAGAACCAGAUGCUUUCAGACCUGAAAGAUUCCUUGAUGAGGCAGAGGCCUCAAUCAUUCGGUCUGAAAAACUCAUUCCCUUUUCACUUGGGCCUAGGUCGUGCCUUGGUGAAACUCUUGCGCGUAUGGAGCUGUUCUUGUAUGUUACUACGCUUGUGCAAAAACUAGAAUUUCGAGCUCCAGAUGACGUUGAGUUACCGUCGUUAAAGGGAGUUUUUGGACUCACUCGAAGACCACAAGAGUUCAAAGUGAAAAUUCGUAUCAGAUAA